Malania oleifera is the source of this 1243-nucleotide messenger RNA. RefSeq names its product DDRGK domain-containing protein 1. The record is from RefSeq and is a predicted model, not a curated record. NCBI's taxonomy places the organism in Eukaryota, Viridiplantae, Streptophyta, Magnoliopsida, Santalales, Ximeniaceae. Bases 152 to 1039 code for a protein of 295 amino acids. The transcript has 9 exons.
CAUUGAAUUCGGGGUUGUGGACUUGUAACGACGCCGUUUUACGUUGCCCUACCAAACUAAACGCCCCUUGAAUGUUCGAAACUCUCUCGUGUGAGCUCUCGGGAUUCCAUGUUCUUGGUUUCUUCAUCCGUGCAAAGGUGAAGAUUUGAAGAUGGAGGAGGUUUUAUUAGCAAUCAUUUCUAUGCUUCUUGUUGUUGCUUUAAUUCCGAUGUAUAUCUGGAAACGUCGGGUUUCUCAAUCUCCUGAGGAGCCUGAAGAACAAUAUCAGGCGCCACAAAGGGAAACUGUAGUUCGCGCCACUGGUACUCGGCGGAUGCGUCGGAGACCGGCUUCUGCAGCCAGCACAUCUGCAGCCCCAGAACAUGUAGAAGAAAUUCUGGAUGGAAGUGAUGAUGAAGGUGCCGGUGAGUACCAUGAUACUAAACAUGUGAAGAAAAGAGAUAAGAAACGGCAAGACCGGGAGGCACAACGACAGGCUGAAGGUGUUGCACGUGAGUCGAGGCAGACAAAACAAGAUCGAUAUGCAGAGAUGCGGCGGAGGAAGGAUGAGGAGCAUGAAGCAAAGGAGCGAAUGCUGGAAGAAGAAGCCAAUGCUCGGAAGGCCAAGGAAGAGGAAGCUGCUGCAUUAGAGUUUGAGAAGUGGAAAGGGGAAUUUUCUGUUGAUGACGAAGGUACAACAGAAAAUGAAGUGCAAGAUGGAAGCCAGGGCUUGCUUUUUGAUUUUGUGGAAUACAUAAAGAAGCAGAAAUGUGUUCCUUUAGAAGAUCUUGCUGCAGAGUUUAAGUUGCGGACUCAGGACUGUAUUAAUCGGAUCACUUCACUGGAAAAUAUGGGGAGAUUGUCUGGUGUCAUGGAUGAUAGAGGAAAAUAUAUAUACAUCUCACAAGAAGAAAUGAAAGCAGUUGCUGAAUAUAUCAAACGUCAGGGGAGGGUUAGCAUCUCACACCUAGCCAGCAAGUCCAAUCAGUUUAUUGACUUGGAGCCGAAAGCCCAUUUUGUUGAGGAAGUCAGCAGUGUGGAGGAGAUAACUGUCGCUUGAUUUGGCGAACAUCUGUCAAUCACAGCUACAUAUGAAGGGAAAGUAGACUAAGUAUUUCAUAAAAAGUACCUUUUUAAAAAAAAAAAAAAAAAAUUGUAGACAAGUAUACAUAUUGUGCCAAGAACUGGGAAAACAGAAAGAAAAAACAUACUCUGAAGUUCUUUUAUGUUCGUAGAGAAAUGCAGUGCAUGAGGAUUCACCAUA